UCAGGAGGUCUGGGUCAGCUGGGAGUAGGGCUCGCCAAACUGCUCAGGAAGCAGUUUGGAAAAUAUAAUGUAAUUCUGUCUGAUAUCAGGAAACCGCCAGCUCAUGUUUACCAAAGCGGUCCCUUUAUAUUUUCUGACAUUUUGGACUACAAGAACUUGUGUGAGAUUGUUGUAAACAACCGCAUCUCCUGGUUGAUACACUACAGCGCCCUACUGAGUGCAGUCGGAGAGGCCAAUGUGUCCCUCGCUCGUGACGUCAACAUCACUGGGUUGCACAAUGUUCUUGAUGUCGCAACAGAACAUGGGCUCCGUCUCUUCAUCCCCAGCACUAUUGGAGCCUUUGGCCCCAUGUCCCCUCGUAACCCAAACCCGGAUCUGUGCAUCCAGCGCCCACGAACCAUUUACGAAGUGUCCAAGGUUCACGCUGAGCUAAUGGGAGAGUAUUACCAUCACAGGUAUGGUCUUGACUUCCGCUGUCUCAGAUACCCAGGAAUCAUUUCUGCAGACUCUCAACCCGGUGGAGGAACUACAGCUGACAGCUGGCCAAUGGUCUUUGAUGACAGCAAUGCCCGCAGUGACUGGGGCUGGAAACACAACUAUGGUUUGCCAGAGCUGAUUCAGACGAUGCUCAACUUCACUGGCUCAAACUUCAGAAUGCUUCGAGCCAACUGA
Sinocyclocheilus rhinocerous is the source of this 672-nucleotide messenger RNA. RefSeq names its product L-threonine 3-dehydrogenase, mitochondrial-like. Gene Ontology annotation, biological process: L-threonine catabolic process. Gene Ontology annotation, molecular function: L-threonine 3-dehydrogenase activity. The annotation marks the transcript as partial. Lineage: Eukaryota; Metazoa; Chordata; Actinopteri; Cypriniformes; Cyprinidae. The record is from RefSeq and is a predicted model, not a curated record. The transcript is spliced from 6 exons.